This is a messenger RNA of Octopus sinensis (East Asian common octopus), 732 nucleotides long. RefSeq lists its product as uncharacterized. NCBI's taxonomy places the organism in Eukaryota, Metazoa, Mollusca, Cephalopoda, Octopoda, Octopodidae. The record is from RefSeq and is a predicted model, not a curated record. The transcript has 5 exons. The coding region runs from base 115 to 732 and encodes 205 amino acids.
AAGGCCCUCCUCUCCAAUAAUGACGCAGAGAAUAUAUAUACUCUAUUAUUUCCUGUCAGACAUUCAAACAGAAACGAUUCCAUUUUGCAGUUUAAAGACUUUCAACGCUUCAAAAUGUCCGAACUUUUGCAUAAGUUGUCAACCAUUUUUGUGCUAUGGCUAUCUCUCGUUCAAUACGGUGGAGAUGCAACAAUGGUAGCACCGACAGGAUGUCCCCUAAAAUUCAUCUUCAACAUGACUAUGGACGACACCGAUUUUUAUGGUAGUUCAUCUGGAAAUUUAACAAACUGUAUGAAAGUGUGUCAAAUGGAAAACACUUGCCUGUCGUUUAAGGCAGAUUUGUUGUUCGAAAAUUGUUACUUUUCGACAAGUCCUGCAACCAGUUCCAGACUUAUUCCUGCCAAUGAUUCUAUGGUUGCAACAGUUGAAGGAAUUAGGGAUCCUUUCUCUUAUUACCUUGUUUACUAUAUGAACGGGGAUUUUCCACGCCAUUGUAAUUUCCGCUCGUUUGCCGGACGAUCAUUUUACUACCGAACAUUUAAGGGUUCGGGUUUUAGUGCUUACUUUGUAUUUGGUUUCAACCCUUAUAUCCCGCUGAAGCCACUUCGUGAAACCACAAGUCCAUCAAGAAUGAGGUGUGCCUCAAUUUGUCAGCGCGAGCAGAUAUGUGUUGCUUUUGCCUACUCAAAUAACUCUCAAAAGCUUUGUGAUCUCUACACAUUCAAUUAUUGA